Molecule: messenger RNA, 1370 nt
Organism: Nicotiana tabacum (common tobacco)
Lineage: Eukaryota; Viridiplantae; Streptophyta; Magnoliopsida; Solanales; Solanaceae
Product: fatty acid elongase 3-like
Biological process (GO): very long-chain fatty acid biosynthetic process; fatty acid elongation, polyunsaturated fatty acid; sphingolipid biosynthetic process
Cellular component (GO): endoplasmic reticulum membrane
Molecular function (GO): fatty acid elongase activity
Source: RefSeq, a predicted model, not a curated record
UUUGUCCCUUUAGGAUCGAAGGUACUAUACACAAUACAAUAUAUGUAUAUCCUGGUUCAUAUAAAUAAGGAUCAGAGGUGAAGAAACCAGUGGUGUCAUUCACCUCCCUCCCAAUUUUGACCCCAUACUGAAGUUCGCCGGCUCAAGCUCCGGCACCGGCACGUUUCCGGCAGAGAAAAACAUUUUUUGUUGUAAAAGAUCUCCUUGUUUGGAAUUUUGAUCAACAACAGAUUCUCAAUUUUCUCUCUGCCUGAAACAAAACAACGAUGAUUCAAACCCUAGGUUAUUACCUAUCUGAACACCCAUUAAUCGUCGGAUUCCGUUGGAAGCAUAGCCAAUCAUGGGGCAACACGUGGGUAUUUCUCUUCACCUCCAUAGCUGCAUACGUCAUCUUCUCCGUUUUCCUCCACCUCAUCCUCCUCCUCCUCUUCCGCCACCGACGUCCGCUCCCUCUCGGCCCAAUCCCCGCCGUCCACUCCCUCUCCAUGGCCUUAAUCUCAUUCACCAUCUUCGCCGGAAUCCUCCUCUCCGCCGCCGCAGAAAUCCGUGACACCCGUUGGUUCUGGCGGCGUUACAAAACGACUCCGUUUCAAUGGCUCCUCUGUUUCCCACUCGGUACCCGUCCUUCGGGUCGGGUCUUUUUCUGGUCCUACAUUUUUUACCUCUCUCGUUUCCUCCACACGUUCCGCACUUUCUUCACUAUUAUUCGACGUCGUAAACUCUCCUUUUUUCAACUAUUCAACCACUCAAUCCUCAUCUUCAUGUCAUUUUUAUGGCUAGAAUUCUCACAAUCAUUUCAAGUUUUAGCCAUAAUUUUAACAACUUCGAUUUACUCCGUGGUUUACGGGUACAGAUUUUGGACUGCCGUAGGUUUACCUAGCAAAUGUUUCCACUUUGUGAAUCACUGUCAGGUUUUGUUGUUGGGUUGCAACGUUGUUUGUCAUGUUGGGGUUCUUUUGUUGCAUUUCCUUAAAGGUGGGUGUAACGGAAUUGGCGCGUGGGUUUUAAACUCUGUACUAAAUGGUGCGAUUCUCUUCUUGUUCCUUAAUUUCUAUGUGAAGUUGCAUUUGGAGAAGAGGAAAAUUGAUGUUACUAAAGGAUCCGAAACUUUGGACUCUGUCAAAGACAAGGAUAGUUGAGGUCUGCCUUUUCCUAUAGUUUUAAGCUCUCUUUUUUUUUCCCUUCUUUUGUAUACGAAAUAUAUAUAUAUAUAUAUAUAUAUAUACUAGUACUUAGUUGAUUAUCCCUUGAAAAUUUUGUAAAUCGGAUUGUAAAAAUUAUAUUAUGGGGUAAGAAUAAUGAUAUCCCUUUACCAUUACUGAGUAUAUAUAUGUGUGUAAUUGAUGCUAUUAGAAGUGAAUAGUUAUGAA